AUGAGCAGGUGUGACAAGAAUGCACUUGAGGACUCACUCUGCAAGCGGGUAAUUGUCACUCCAGAUGGGAACAUUACAAAAUUACUAGACCCAGCUGCAGCUGUUACGAGCCGUGAUGCCCUGGCAAAGACAAUAUAUUCCAGAUUGUUUGACUGGAUUGUGGACAAGAUAAAUAAUUCAAUUGGUCAGGAUCCCAAUGCAAAAAGCAUUAUUGGAGUCCUUGAUAUUUAUGGUUUUGAGAGCUUCAAGAUCAACAGUUUUGAGCAGUUGUGUAUCAACUUAACAAAUGAGAAGCUGCAACAGCAUUUUAAUCAGCAUGUGUUCAAGAUGGAGCAAGAAGAGUACACGAUGGAGGAAAUCAACUGGAGUUAUGUAGAAUUUGUUGAUAACCAAGACGUUUUGGAUCUCAUUGAGAAGAAACCUGGGGGUAUAAUUGCUCUUCUUGAUGAAGCCUGGAUGGGCUUAAAGGGCUAUCAGAUUGGGAAAACAAAGGUGUUUCUUAGAGCUGGACAGAUGGCGGAGUUAGAUGCUAGAAGAACUGAAGUUCUGGCUAAUGCUGUGAGGCGGAUUCAAAGGCAAAUACGGACACAUCUCACACGUAAAGAGUUCAUUACCCUCCGAAGGGCCACAAUUCACAUGCAGAAACUUUGGAGAGCACAACUUGCACGUAAGCUCUAUGAACAUAUGAGGAAGGAAGCUGCGUCAAUCCGUAUCCAGAAACAUCUACGUGCUCAUGCAGCAAGAAAAUCUUACACAGACUUACAGGCAGCAGCAAUAGUCAUUCAAACUGGUUUGCGAGCAAUGGCAUCCCGAGAUGAAUACAGGCGCAGAAGAAGAAACAAAGCAGCUACUAAAGUUCAGACUCAAUGGCGAAGAUUCCAUGCUCUUUCUGCAUACAAUCAGCAAAAGAAAGCAAAUCUAACACUUCAAUGCCUCUGGAGAGCACGGGUGGCAAGAAAAGAGCUUAGAAAGCUGAGAAUGGCUGCAAGAGAAACUGGGGCGCUAAAAGAAGCCAAGGACAAGCUGGAAAAGCGUGUUGAAGAGCUAACAUGGCGAUUAGAUUUCGAAAAGCACUUGAGGAUUGAUCUUGAAGAAGCGAAGGGGCAAGAAAUUGCAAAAUUGCAGAAUGCUCUACAUGAAAUGCAGGGGCAACUAGAUGAAGCUCACGCCACAAUAACUCAUGAGAAAGAAGCAGCAAAGAUAGCCAUUGAACAAGCCCCACCCGUUAUCAAAGAGGUACCAGUCGUGGACAACACCAAGGUGGAGCAAUUGACAAAUCAAAACCAAGAACUCGAGGGUGAAGUAAGAGAGCUUAAGAAGAGAAUGCAGGAAUUUGAGCAGAAGUAUUCUGAUGUUCAAACAGAAAGCCGGGCCAGACUUAAAGAGGUAGAGGAAUCACAGCUGAGAGCAACACAACUUCAGGAGGCCAUUGAAAGAUUAGAACUGAACUUGACCAACCUUGAAUCUGAGAACCAGGUUUUACGCCAGCAGGCUUUGGCUGCAUCAACUAGCGAGGACCUCUCCGAGGAAAUGGAAAUGUAA
Molecule: messenger RNA, 1542 nt
Organism: Ilex paraguariensis (yerba mate)
Lineage: Eukaryota; Viridiplantae; Streptophyta; Magnoliopsida; Aquifoliales; Aquifoliaceae
Source: the annotation of a GenBank genome assembly